Molecule: messenger RNA, 5085 nt
Organism: Camelus dromedarius (Arabian camel)
Lineage: Eukaryota; Metazoa; Chordata; Mammalia; Artiodactyla; Camelidae
Exons: 13
Coding region: 145-1704 (519 amino acids)
Cellular component (GO): endomembrane system; endoplasmic reticulum-endosome membrane contact site
Source: RefSeq, a predicted model, not a curated record
CGCCCGCCUUCCGUUGUCACGCGACCACCUCUACGUCCCGCCCUUCCCUCUUUACCUCGGGGCCGCCUUGGCUGGUGGUGAGAUACCCGGUCUGCAGCUGUGGAAGUGGCGAGUGCAAGCGCAAUCACGUCCACGACAGCGACCAUGGCAGAGUAUCAAGCCCAGAAUAAAGCCAAGCUCAUCUCUGACACGCGACGGAGGUUCGAAGCUGAGUAUGUGACAGUUUUUGCCAUAGAGAAGUCAGAUAAAUACGAUCCAUGUGAUGUUGAAAGACUACAACAAGAUGAUAACUGGGUUGAAAGUUACUUACUUUGGAGGCAUAAUGUUGUAGAUGAAACACUGAAGAUGCUUGAUGAGAGUUUUCAGUGGAGGAAGGAAAUGUCUGUCAACAACCUGACGGAAGCCUCCAUUCCCAGGUGGUUAUUGGAAAUUGGUGGCAUUUAUCUCCACGGUUAUGACAAAGAAGGGAACAAGUUGUUCUGGAUCAGGGUGAAGUAUCAUAUAAAAGACCGUAAGACCAUACUGGACAAAAAGCAGCUUAUUGCAUUCUGGUUGGGACGUUAUGCUAAGAGAGAAAAUGGGAAACCUGUAACAGUGAUGUUUGACCUAUCAGAGACUGGAAUAAAUAGCAUAGACAUGGACUUUGUACGCUUUAUCAUCAACUGCUUUAAGGUUUAUUACCCUAAAUACCUCUCAAAAAUGGUGAUCUUUGAUAUGCCUUGGAUAAUGAAUGGCAACAAGACUACAAGUCUGUGUGGCCACGAGACCCGCCCCCGGGGCCACGGGAGCCAAUCCGCGUGCGUGCGCUGCCCGGCCCCGCCCGGGCGCCCUCCUCAGCGGCGCCCCUCCCUCCGCCCGCCCAACGGUCAGGUCAGUUCGUCAGGCGGGCAGGCAGCAGUUGGUCGAGCUGACGGCGGGUCGUCGGGCCUCCCUAGCGAUGCCGGUCCUCCUCCCUCCGACAGCGGCGGCGGCUGCAGCGGCGGCGGCGCGGUCCCUCUGGGAGGCGCGGCGCUGGCCGAGCGGCGGCCGCGGAACUUCGUGUCCAGCGCGGGGGCGGCGGGCGCGCGCCCCGAGGUGGUCCGCGGGCAGGUGCUCGACGAGGGGCCGCGCUGCAGCAACCUGCGACCUCGGCGAGGGCUCCCACGGCGUCGUGUGCUCGGCGCCAACGCCCUGCUCUUCCUCAGUGUGAACAUGUACGGGGUCUUUGUGAGGAUCCUGGCUGAGCGCUCCCAGAGGAAGGCCCUCCUGCAGGCCCGGAACUGCAUUGAGGACCGGCUGAGGCUGGAGGAUGAGAAUGAGAAGCAGGUUGUGGAGACGAAUUUGGUUGCUUUUGACUGUCACUGGAUCAUUAUCAAUGAGGAAAUAAAUGAUCUGGAUGUACAGGAACUUGUAAGACGGUCAAUUGGAAGGUUAACGAUUAUUGGACAGACAUUUCCAGUCCCCCAGAAUAUAAGUCAGCGAUGUUUCCGUGGCAACCAUCGGAUAUCUUCAACGUUGUGUGAUCCAGAGGAUCCAUUUGCUCAGAAUGUGGAGGCGCGGCUGCUGAUGAGCCUCCUGCCCCGGAACGUUGUCGUGGAGAUGAAGGAGGACUUCCUAAGGCCCCCGGAGAGGAUUUUCCACCAGAUUUACAUCCAGCGGCAUGACAACAUGAGAGGCAGUCUGUGCGGACUGAGAGUGUCUUCCCAAAUGUCUACAGCUGCCUGAAUCCUGUGACCCUGCAGGUGGUCUGGUCCUUCCAUGAAUCCAAAUCUGCCUGUGACUAGACCUUGAACUUGCCUACGACCUCUGGUCCUUCCACAAUGCCUCUCUCCUCUGUGCUCUGUCUAGCUCUCCUGGGUAGAUGGCUCAGAAGCGACAAGGUAGCUAGCCAAGGUUUGCAAUAUCUUAAUAUCAGAGAAUAUCCAGAAAUCACACACACACACACCAGAAUCAGGAUUUGCUUUAGCAUUUGACAGACUGACUCUAAAAUUCUAAAAUGUGGAAGUGAAAUUUCUAAGAAGAGCCAAGAUGAAACUGAACAAGCACAAGAAGUGUCCAUUGCCCUCCCAGAUGUUAAGACUUCUUAUAAACUUAUGGACAGUCAGCUGACGGGGUAAAAAUGGAGGCCAAGAAACAAACCCAAAUGGGUCAAUGUGUAGGGCCUUAGCACCUAGAGAGAAGGCCUUGCACAUCAGGAGGAGAGUCAGAGAAAACUGUCCACCUGGAGAACACUGGCUCACAGUCUUUACAAAAUAGACUCAAGAUGGACUCAAAUUUAAGUUAAUUAUAAUCAAAUACAGGGAAAACCUGUUACCAGGCUAGGGAGGGAUCAUCUAAACAAGUCACAAAGCAGAAAUCAUUAAAAGUGUGAUAAAUACAAUUAUAUUAGAAUAAAGAACUUGCAUGUCAAUAUCAUAUGCAAAGUUAAAGCCCAGCCAUCAACUCCUCCUGGCCGUGUUCGGGAUCCCGGGCAAUCCCAAGUUCAAUGCCAUCUCCUUGUCCUGGGGCCUUGCCCUGCUGCUGCUGCUGCUGCUGCUGCUGUCCGGCGGUCAAGGCUGGCAUGACCAGGUCUUCCCUAGGAGCCCAGGGGUCUGAGUAGGACCCUCGCUGUUCACUGGACACCUCAUAGGCCUGGAUGGUGGAGAGCUGCCUCCCUCUGAUGGGGCCCAUGGGGCUUAGCCCUGCUGGGAUGAUGAGAGGUCCCAGGAGGAGUGGGCAGGCAGUGGGGACCCACCAGCAGGGACCUCUUCCUGGUAGGAGAGGACGUCUCCCCGUAGCUCCAUGCGCCAGCUGAGGGUGGCUGUGCUUUGGAAUGCUUCUCAAGGAUGGCUGACUGGUCACUGAAGAAAGACUCUCAUCCUCAGGGGAGCUCAAUGCAGGGACCUGUCAAAACAAAGCACAGAGGUUGGCGUCCUGGAGGGUCACAGUGAGCUGAGCCUCAAGACGGGCAGCAAGCCCAACUGGGCACAUUGCCCUUGAGGUACAAUGACCGUGAGGCAGACCCUCCAGUUCUGCCCUCUCGAGGGGCGCCUGCAGCACCAAGAUGAAAUCUAGCACGGAACAAGAGCGCAGUCCUGCUGGGCCUGUCUUUUCCCUAGUCUUAUACGGUUCUUAGGUCAAAUUUUUAACUUACUGAUAUCAAUCAAAAAAGAUGUAUUUUAAAGAUAGGAUUGAAAAACAUGACUUUCAGGUAACAUUUUUUAAGGAAAAAAGUGUUAAAUGUUAAUGAGAUCAUCUAAACGUUGAACCUCAACAUGAAAUAGCAGAACCAUGAUGAAACUGUGUUGGGCAGGUGGGGAUGCUGAGGGUGGGGUUGGCUGUGAUGUUUUUGAAAAGCUUGUUAAUGUCCCAAUCCCAAACCUAAUGACAGAUGGGAGCAAUUCCAUCAUGGCCAAUUUUUUUUCUUCUUCCAAAAUAAAUCCACGAUUAAAUCAUCAGAGGUGCUGAAAAUACAGUUUGGGGAGGGUUCCACAUGGGAACAAUUAUCCCAUGGAGUGUGUGCUAAAACAUUCAAAAUCUGUUCAUCUUAAUUUCUCAUGGCAUUCUUAUGAGGCGAGUGUGACCAUCAUCAAUUAACUGAGGGGAAGUUGAAGCCCAGGCUGAGUGAGUGACAGGAAGCAGUUAAGGAGCAGGGACAAGCUACGGACCAGAGUGGGAGGAGCACGUCUGGCUUCACACACCAAGGUGUCUCGUGCUCGGUCAGAAAGCCAGGAGGAAGUGUCCCCUCCUCCUGGGAGGGUGAGCUGAUCAUGACCGUUUACACAGCAUCUACUGUGGAGCAAUUGGGGUCCUUUUUGAACAUCAUUUCCUUCAGUAAGACCCUUAGAAAUGGAUUAAUGUGACUGUAAAUAACCAGAAAAACAGGAUUUACUUCAGAGAAUGAGUUGCUAUCGGAAACUGCCAAACCAUUUUCCAAAGCGGCUGUGCCAUUCCUCCAUCCCACCAGCAGUGUACGAGAGUUCCAGUUCCUCCACAUUCUCAGCAGCAUUUGAUAUUGUCAGUUUUUAAUUUUUAAAAAUUUUAGUUUUCCAAUAGGAGAGUAGUGGUAUCUUGUUUGCAUAGUGGUUUUAAUUUGAAUUUCUGUAAUGACUAAUGAUACUGGCUCUUUUUCCUGUGUAUCAUGUAUUUACCAUUUAUAUAUCCUGUUUGGUGAAGUAAAGGUCAAACAGUUGCCACAUCUAAGGUAAACAGAAUAAACGCACCUAUUAAAAGACUCUCAGACUGGAUUAGAAGGAAAUCAACUCCACACUGUAUACAGUAGGAUGCACGGAAGACUAAGAGCUCAGAAGGUUUCAAAGUAGACGAUGGCAAAGACAACGAGGGAGUUACAAGUGAAAAAACGGAGGGACUUUACUAUUUACAUGGGAAAAAGCUGACUUCAUGGCAAAAUACAUUAAGACCAAAAAAGAAAAAUUCAGUGUAAUAAAAAAAAGCCAAAAUGCUUUUCUGUUAUAAUUAUCUUUGCACCAGAUAGCAUAACAUCAGCAUUUACAGAGCAAAAUCCAAGGAGAAAUAAGAAGAAACAAAUACGCUAGUGAGGAUAAUUGACUUAACAAAAAAUCCCCUAAUAGAUCAAGGAGAAAAGUAAAUGAUCCAAAUCCCAUGGGAGACAAUCAGCACUUGUUAAAGGAGACCAAGUUGUUCUACUUCAAAUAGGGACCAAGAUCUCAGAAUAAAGAAGUGGGGUGAGGGGAAAGACUGGGACGUUUACAGAAAAGAAACUUCAAGGUAAAUACAUUUUCUUACGAACACGAGCCAUUUUAAGUAAUCUAUUUAUGAAAGUGAAGUAAGAACCAUUAAUUCAGUGUUGGAAAUUUGAUAUGUCUUUAAAUAAAAGAAAAUGACACUGUAGCAUAUUGAAAGCUUACAGAUAAAAUAACUUACUAUUGUUUUACAAAUAUACAGACAAGGCUUACAGAUAAAAAACGCAGUCCUGUUAAAGAAGGUGCUGUACCAGACAUACACAUGGGAGCAUCCUACAGGAAAAGAGAGGGUUUCAAACGGAAGGGGAAGAGAGGUUUUUUCUUUCUCAUUAUAUGUUGUUUUGAGUGGUUGGUCAUUUGGAAAAAGACAAAAACAAACUAAUAAAACCAUCUCCCUACUUCA